AAGUUUUCCAGUUCUGCAGUAAGACAUGCUGUGAAGACUAUAAGAAACUCCACUGCAUUGUGACGUUUUGUGAGAACUGCCAGGAAGAAAAGACGCUUCAUGAGAUGGUCAGGUUCUCUGGUGACAAGAAACCGUUCUGCAGUGAAGGUUGUAAGUUGUUGUUUAAGCAGGAUUUUAUCAGGCUGCUGGGUCUGAAGUGUGUGAGCUGUAACCACUGCAACCAGCUCUGUAAGAGAGGAGUGACCCGGGAGCUCGGCAGCAUGACCCGGGACUUCUGCAGCGAGACGUGUGCCAAGAAGUUCAACGACUGGUACUAUAAGGCAGCAAGAUGUGACUGCUGUAACGUGCAGGGGAACCUGACAGAGUCUGUGAUGUGGAGAACAGAGAUGAAGCAAUUCUGUGACCAGGAGUGUCUGCUGAGGUUCUACCUUCAGCAGAACGAGCCCAUCAUGGUCACACAGAAAGGACCUGAGAACUCCACGUUGGGGUUAGAGGAGCAAGCCGCCAAACUCGGGCAGGUGAACCAGAGCGCUGGGGCUUUGGUCAGGGAUGUGAAGAACAAGGCGGUGCUCUGCAAGCCGCUCACACUAACCAAAGCCACCUACUGCAAACCACACAUGCAGAGCAAACUUCUACAGACUGAUGUAGAUGAUGGUGUAAAGAGGGAGUAUGUUCCAGUACCUGUGCCUGUUCCUGUUUUUAUCCCCAUGCCUAUGAAUAUGUAUUCCCAGCUCACUCCCACUCCAGUUGCUCUGCCUGUACCGGUUCCUGUGCCUGUGUUUUUGCCCACCACCCUGCAGGGGGCAGAGCAAAUUGUUCAGACCAUCAAAGACAUAAAAAAUGAGGCGCCCACUGUUCCCACAGAGGCCGAUCUCUUCACGGCUGACAUGAUCACAGAUGACCAGAAGCCAGAUGUGAAGCUGAUGAAGGUGAAAAAGGAGUAUGGAGGAGAGGAGGCCUCCUACAGCAGCAGCAGCAGCUCUGAGGAGGAGGAGGAAGAAAAGUACGACUCUAACCUGGACCUGGAGGCAGACUUCCCUCAAGCCUCAGACCCCGUCCCAGUGCUGGAAGGAAUGGAGGAGGACCUGGGCUUUUCUCUGCCUCCAGUUCUGACAGAAGACCAGGAGGAGCAGGAUGAGUUGACUCCUCGACCACAGCCCAGGAGACUUGGCAAUAAACGACAGGCAGUGGAGGAUUUAGCUUCCUUCACCUCUUCACAUCCUUGUAGCAAUACGUCAGAGAAACGGUCUCUGCCUCUCAGAGCUCGUUAUGGCGUCAAUGCCUGGAAACGCUGGGCUCUGUCUUUCACUGAUAAAUCUGAAGACACCAAAGUAAAGGACCGCACCAAACCAAUGCGGCCUAAAAGUAACCUGCUGUCACUGAGUUCAGAGGAGCUCAAUGUGGCGCUGUCCCAGUUCAUUAAAGAGGUCUGCAGACCCAACGGGGAGCGCUACUCUCCAGACAGCCUCCUCUACCUCUGUCUGGGGAUCCAGCAGCAUCUUCACGCCAAAGGCAGGAAGGACGACUUGUUCAGUGACCCGAGCUACCAGCAGUUUGGAGACGAGCUGAACAAAGUCCUCAAAGACUGGCAGCCCAGUGUGCUUCCUGACGGCUCUCUGUGGGGCCGAGUGGAGGAGCAGAGUCUGUGGAGCAGUCGGCACCUCGGAGAGCAGAGCCCCGCUGCUCUGCUGCGCUCGCUGGUUUACCUCAACACCAAAUACUUUGGCCUGCGCACCGUGGAGCAGCACCUGCGCCUCUCCUUCGCCAACGUUUACGGCCCUGACAGCAUCCAUCCUGUUACCAAGGAGACGACUGUUCGCAUCCGCGUGCCCUCCAUCUCUCAGGAUCACCACGUUCGAACAGAAUCUAGGAAGAGGAAGCGCAAGCUGUCUGACGAAGGGCAGGACAAAGACGAGGACUCGGUGGACUCAUCUGUUCGCUGCCCAGUAAAGCAGCACGAGUGUCGCCUGUAUGAGCUCUACAGGUCCAAAUGCCCGGCGUUGUUAUGGAAGCGCCUCGACGUCUUCUACCUUCAGCCGGAUCCAGCCUGCAGCCCAAGUGACCCCAUUUGGUUCAGCACAACGCCGCUGGAGCGAAUGGUCCUUGAGAGCCUCCUCACCAGAGUCCUCCUGGUCCAGGACAUUUACACAGACAAGCAACACCUGGAGGAGGAGGAGGAGGAGGAAGAGGAGGAGGAGGAGGACCGUUGUGAGGAAGUCCAAGGAGAGUAGCACCUGCUUGGACUUGGGUUAGUAGAAUGUGAGGAGUGCGUGUAGAGAAUCUCGUAGUCUGUCUCUCCUCCACCUCUCUUUCUCCUCGUCUCCAGUGACGUGUCGUUUCCUCCUGGUGAGGGACGUCCACAAGUAGAGGAUGAUGAUGGUCUCGUCAGCCUCUAAAAACACAACACAGAGGACAAAACCUUUGAAAGACGAGCACGUACAUGAACUCUGAUAACAGGGAUGAGAGGAAGUGAUGAACUGUUCGUCCUCACAGCACAAUGUGAUCAGGUUAAGGACAAAAU
Molecule: messenger RNA, 2521 nt
Organism: Nematolebias whitei (Rio pearlfish)
Lineage: Eukaryota; Metazoa; Chordata; Actinopteri; Cyprinodontiformes; Rivulidae
Product: zinc finger MYM-type protein 2
Exons: 15
Coding region: 105-2231 (708 amino acids)
Molecular function (GO): zinc ion binding
Source: RefSeq, a predicted model, not a curated record